AUGUCUGAAUUCGAGGGAUCCAAAAUCUAUUACUUCAAGAACGUUGGCAACAACCCUAUCCUGGGCCGUGGUGACCCUCUGCGAUUGUUCUUUGAUGAUGCUGGUAUUAGUUUCGAGUUUAUCAGAGUUACGUUUGGAGAAUGGCCAGAGAUGAAGCAGAAAUUGAUUCAAGAUGGCCAUCGUAUGCCCACUCUGCCUUACCUGUUUACCAAGUCUGGCAAGUUUUAUGGUACUACUGCUCCUCUUCUCAGAUACAUCUCGAAGAAAUUGAACAAGUAUAUUCCCAAAGAUCCCGAGGAUGAGUACUUGGCUGAUGCUUACGCUGAUGUGUAUCUCGAUUGGAUGAGCAAGUGGGUGGAGGCUUUCCUCAGCAAGGAACCCAAUGCCAUGAGCGACUACGAGAACAAGUAUUGCGCCUCUCAACAGGCCAAUUGGAAUAAUAUUCUUGGUGACAGAAAAGGGCCUUUCAUUUUUGGUGAUGAGAUUUCAUAUACUGAUUUCUUGCUCUACCAUCAAUUAAACAACGAUUUUGGCGCCAAGGUCAAUGCUGACAAGUAUCCUCGUAUCGCUGAAUUUGUAAAGGCUAUUCAGAGCAGACCUUCGCUUCAAAAGCAUUUCGAGAUUGAAAAGAAAGAGUUUAAUGAAAUUCAAAAUGAAAAAGGCCAAUAA
Messenger RNA from Mucor velutinosus, 669 nucleotides. RefSeq lists its product as uncharacterized. Gene Ontology annotation, molecular function: glutathione transferase activity. The transcript has 3 exons. Gene Ontology annotation, biological process: glutathione metabolic process. Lineage: Eukaryota; Fungi; Mucoromycota; Mucoromycetes; Mucorales; Mucoraceae. The coding region runs from base 1 to 669 and encodes 222 amino acids. The record is from RefSeq and is a predicted model, not a curated record.